AACCGCUCUACUUAGCCUCGACCCUUCCACCGUGUAUCCGUCGCCCAUCCAGCGCUCGUCUCCUCCCUCUCGCCAGUCUAGUUUCUUGACCUCGUCGCCUGACCUCGUCAUCACAUCUAAGUCUGACUUGUGGCUCUGGCCGUGAACCGGCGUUCUAUCGCCAUCCUCAAAUCAUUGUUGCAAACAUCCUUCCACAUAAUACUUGUCCCUCAGAGGCCUCGCCCUGGGAGGAAUGAAGGACACCUAUCGUACUUGCCCUCGGCUGUGUCACCGUUGACGUGAGUUGCCAUCACGCCCCAACAGAGUCCAGUUGACACAAUGGACUCCAUCUCUACCACCAUGACCAUGACCGUGGCCACAACGCCCUCGACCUCUCAACCUCACCAGUCAGACUCUCCUCGCCCCAUGACUCCCACUAGUCCUCUCAUCGAAGCCACCACUGCCUUUGACCAACCAGCCAAACUCAAAGGACGCCAUAGACUGCUUGCUGGUCUGCACCGCAUCUCAUCCUCUCCUUCACUCGCAAAGUUAGGCCGGAACCGCUCCAGCGAAAAGGUCUACAAGUCUGGUCAAAAAGCCUCCAUCUCUUGUGUCUCUCUGAAUUCCCCCACCGUCGGGUAUCCAUUAUCCUCGCCCCUGUCAUACAACUCACAACUAUCCAAUGGCUUUUCCACCGCUCCCACCACUCCUGGAACGCCGGUAAGCCAACAGUCCUACUUCGAAACAAACGCCCGCCUGCGCCCUCUCGACCCUACCGAUGUCACCUCGAUUCCUAUUCCCGUAGAUCUGAGAUCUUCCAAGCCCCUGUCCACCCCGCUGCCCGAAAUCUCGGAAAAGCCCUUCCCAAGGCGGCAGAACUUCAACUUUUGGAAAGAUAUGCCCUAUGAACUUCGAGUUCACAUCCUUUCCUUCCUCUCCCCCAAAGACAUCAUCAAGGUCUCCGCUGUUUCGUCCGAAUGGCACGAUAUAUGCUUUGACGGUCAGCUCUGGACGAGCUUGGACUGUCAGACAUAUUAUCAACAAAUCACCUCUGACGCAUUGAUUAAAAUCAUGCUCAAUGCAGGCGCUUUUGUCAAGAAUCUCAAUCUCAGAGGAUGCGUGCAAUUGCGGGACCAAUGGUUGAGCCUAGGAACCAGAAUGACAAACCAAGAGUGCAGGAAUUUGGAAACCUUUAGUAUCGAAGGCUGUUCCAUCGAGCGUUCUUCUAUCCACUUUUUCCUCCUGCGAAACCCACGAUUGAUCCAUAUCAACAUGCCCAGCAUGCAAAACAUCAACAAUGCCACCAUGAAGAUCAUCGCAACACAUUGUCCUCAGCUCGAACUUCUCAAUAUCGACUGGUGUUCGCAGAUUGAUUCCAAGGGCUUGAAGAAAGUCUUGCAAGGAUGUUCCAAGUUGUCCGAUCUCCGUGCAUCCGAGGUCAGAGGACUGGACGACAAUGGCUUCAUGUUGGAAGUCUUCCAGCGUAACAACCUUGAGAGACUCAUCCUCCAGCACUGCGACAGUCUAACGGACGAAGCCCUACGGAUCAUGGUCCAAGGCGUGGAGCCCGAACUGGACCUGCUCACCGACAGACCCAUCGUCCCACCACGCAGACUUCGCCAUCUUGACAUUUCCCGCUGCAGAAGUUUGACUGAUAGAGGUAUUCAAGCCAUGGCUCAUAAUGUCCCGUACCUGGAAGGCCUCCGCCUGUGCCAAAACACGGCACUGACCGACGACGCGUUGGAGCAUUUGCUACAAACCACCGACCGACUCACCCAUCUCGAGGUGGAGGAGCUCGAACACUUGACCAAUGAGACUUUGAUCACGCUGUCCAAGUCCAAAGCCGCCAAGACGCUCGAGCACCUCAGUGUGUCUUACUGUGAGCUCAUUGGAGACGUUGGCGUUCUUCCUCUGCUGAAAGCCUGCCCAAAUAUUCAAUCAUUGUGCCUCGACAACACGAGAAUCUCCGAUCUGGUACUCAUGGAAGCGUCGGAGCAGGUGAGGAACCGCGGCAGCACGACCAAGAAGAAUCAAAUCCCGAGAAAAGGGCUCGAGCUGGUGGCGUUUGACUGUGCCAACGUGACCUGGGCCGGAGUCCGGGAGAUCCUGCAAGGAAAUGGCCGGGUGAUGCAAGGACGCAAAAGAUCCGUCUACCAGACUCAGAAUUUUGUUGGAGAGAAUGGAGAAAAGGAGGAAAGCCGGCGGGUGAUUGAGAUCCAAACCCUGUUGUACCCGACCGAGGUGAUUCACCUCAAGGCAUUUUAUGGCUGGCGGCAGACCGUGGACGAGCACUAUAAACGUUGCACAACCGGCAGAUGGGGUGCCGCCGCCCGUCUCGAAGAGAAAUGGGCCGAGUGGAUGGUGGCCAGCGAGGAAGUUGGAGUUGUCGGCCACGGUUGGAGCUCGAGACGACGGCGAAGAAGGGCCCGUGAAGCCGAAAACAGAGUCCGAGAUGACGAGGAUGGGACCGCUCAAGACACUGGUACCGGUGACGACGAGGGUAGCGGUGCGGAGUUUGCGACAGGGAGGAACCCUCGCGCCGGCCGACGACGAGCUCGCAGUGGUGGAUGUCUGGUCAUGUGACGCGGCACUCUCUUUCGCAUUCCGCGCGUGCUCCUGCUCCCCAGGACGAUUCGAGUGGAUUGUAACAGGGAAAUGCUACACCCACGACAAGAUGUGUGGUCGAGGCAGUUGAAAUCUGCCACUGACUGAUUGUUUGAUUGUUGGAAUGAUGAACCCAGUUGACCUGCUGCGUUGUGGAGUUGGGGAAACGAUAUCUGGGUGCCAUGUUAUGCUAUGUGAGGGGGGAAUAUACGGCGUUGAGGUUAUGAGGCAUGAGAAUAUGGGCGUUAUAUUGAUGGCAUAUCUCGAAGUCAAUAGAGAUCAAGAUCUCUCUUCCAGCGGAGGCCACUAGCCAUGUGCGUGCAUUCUUAAGACGAUGACACACAAUGUACGAUGGCGAUUGGGGGUUGGGCAUUUAAGUGUCAUUCCACAAAGGAAGAAUUCAAGUGAUAUUCCAUGUGGCGAGCAUUCCUUGUCUAUAUCAUGAUCUGAGCGACAAUCGCGUGCAUUCAUCGGGAAGAUGUGUAUCUUGAGUUUCAAUGUUGAUAUACCAACUUUUCGAAGCGGUCCAACAGAUCCAGAGUCUCGGCGUCCAUAAAGGGAAAGAUGUUCGCAGCCACGACACCCAAUUUUCCACUUUGUGGAUCGACCCAAUAAUACUGGUUGGAGAUGCCUGCCCACGCGCCACUAUGUGUCCUGCGAGCCCCGGGGCGAUCGGCGAGGUUGAG
Exophiala mesophila is the source of this 3269-nucleotide messenger RNA. RefSeq lists its product as uncharacterized. The transcript has a single exon. The coding region runs from base 319 to 2562 and encodes 747 amino acids. Gene Ontology annotation, molecular function: protein binding. Gene Ontology annotation, cellular component: SCF ubiquitin ligase complex. The record is from RefSeq and is a predicted model, not a curated record. Gene Ontology annotation, biological process: SCF-dependent proteasomal ubiquitin-dependent protein catabolic process. Lineage: Eukaryota; Fungi; Ascomycota; Eurotiomycetes; Chaetothyriales; Herpotrichiellaceae.